Anopheles coustani is the source of this 2027-nucleotide messenger RNA. RefSeq lists its product as uncharacterized. Lineage: Eukaryota; Metazoa; Arthropoda; Insecta; Diptera; Culicidae. Gene Ontology annotation, molecular function: zinc ion binding; nucleic acid binding. The coding region runs from base 64 to 525 and encodes 153 amino acids. The transcript has 2 exons. The record is from RefSeq and is a predicted model, not a curated record.
CGAACACAAGCGCAGUAUUGCGAAUUUCAGUGUCUCAAAUGUGAUGCCCCAUAUACUGAUCGCAUGCUACGGGAUCGGAUCGUUAUCGGAGUAUUGAACAAGCGGCUCCAGCACAAACUGCUCGAACGACAAGAGGGGUCGCUGGAAAGAGUUAUUGAAACCUGCAAAACGUUCGAAGCAACCUCUGAUAAUAAGCAAAUUCUGGAACAGAAGUCCAAUCUACUGGAGGUGAAAGGAGUACAACAGCCAGAGGGAGAGCGGCAAAUAGCAGCUAUUAACAAAAGGCUGUGCUUCAAGUGUGGUGGAGCAUUCAACCAAAAUCACCGUAGCAGCUGUCCAGCAACGAACGUGGCCUGUUACAGAUGUGGUAGUGUCGGCCACUUUAGCAAAUGUUGCCGUCGUAAGAAUAAUGCCGAAAACUACAACAACCAGAGACAACAGAGGGAGUCGACUAGUAAUAAAAACGCGAAAACGGAGAAAACUUCAAAAACGGUAGCUAUGAUUAACUGGAGUGACGCAGAGUGAAUACGACGGAAAACGGUGAAUACAGUGUGGAUGCAUGGCGGAAAAUGUAUAAUGUAGGUAACACCAAAAUAUGGUUUAAACUAGACACAGGAGCCGAUGUAAAUUGUAUUCCGUUGGAUGUAGUGCAGGAAAUGGGAGUGCCGAUUGUGAGAGAAACCAAUGCCGGGAUCAUUGAUUAUAGCUCAAACAAAGUAAACGUUCAUGGAAAGGUUAAUUUGAGCUGUAUUGACCAAUCAAAAGAAAAGGUUCAUAACGCUGAGUUUAUGGUAGUCGAUUCAACCUUUGAACCGAUAUUAGGAUUGAAGUCGUGUGUUGAUUUUGGUUUAAUAACUCGUCUCAAUAGAAUUGCAACAUCAAAUGAAAUACCUAAUCAUAAAGCAGAAUUUAUAACACAAUAUAGUGAUACCUUUGAAGGGUUAGGAAAAUUUCCAGGCAAGUGCUCGAUUGUGCUCAAAGAAAAUUCAAUGCCGACGCUCCUCUACAGAAAGCGUAUCCCACUGGCUUUGCAUGAUCGAAUUAAAAACGAGCUUAAGCGCAUGGAAGAGGAGGGUAUUAUUGAAUAUGUGGAGUAUCCUACGGAUUGGGUAAGCAACAUGCAAGUAGUUGAAAAGGCUAACGGAGCAUUGCGUAUCUGUCUUGAUCCUAAAGCGUUGAAUCAAUGCAUUAAACGUGAGCACUACCUUAUACCAACACAACAGGACUUAUUUAGUAGAUUAUCCGGAAAACGUGUUUUCACCGUCUUGGAUUUAAGUAGUGGAUUUUGGCAAAUGGAAUUAGAUCGAAGCAGCUCAGAUUUAACAACCUUCAUGACCCCAUUCGGACGUUUCCGCUGGAACCGUGUCCCUUUCGGACUAAACAACGCACCCGAGAUGUUCCAGCGGAAAAUGGUUCAGAUAUUCGGAGAUAUUAUGGGUGUAGAAAUAUACUUUGACGAUAUGGCUAUUGCUGGGGUUAAUGAAAGUGAACAUGACCUCAUAUUGUUGCAGGUUAUGGAGCGAGCUAGAAAGAAUAAUGUCAAAUUUAACAGGGAUAAGUUACAAUUCCGGACAAAUCGCGUUAAAUUCAUGGGUAAUAUAAUAUGUGAUGGAGAAGUGCUUCCAUUGCAAAAAGAUGUACAAGCCAUUACAGAAAUGAAAAAACCAAAAAAUUUACACGAUGUAUCAAGGUUUUUGGGAUUAUGCAAAUAUCUUGCUAAAUUCAUUCCGAAUCUAUCCAAGCGUACAGCAAACCUUCGAAAGUUAACGCAUAACAAUGUACCAUGGGAAUGGGGGGAAUUGCACGACAAGGAAAUGAAGAGUUUAUUGGAGACGAUUUCUAGUCCACCUGGACUAGCAAUUUUUGACCCAAGCAAACUGUGUACAAUUCAAACAGACAGCUCGAAAGAUGGUUUAGGCUGUGUGUUGUUUCAGGAUCAUGGUCCUGUGGCCUAUGCAUCUAGGACAUUAACUAAAAGUGAGCAAAGAUGGGCUCAAAUAGAAAAAGAAUUACUAGCAGUAGUUUUC